This is a messenger RNA of Sordaria macrospora k-hell, 1302 nucleotides long. RefSeq lists its product as uncharacterized. Gene Ontology annotation, molecular function: RNA binding. The record is from RefSeq and is a predicted model, not a curated record. Gene Ontology annotation, cellular component: nucleolus. Gene Ontology annotation, biological process: maturation of LSU-rRNA from tricistronic rRNA transcript (SSU-rRNA, 5.8S rRNA, LSU-rRNA). Lineage: Eukaryota; Fungi; Ascomycota; Sordariomycetes; Sordariales; Sordariaceae.
AUGGCCCCAGUAACUCGCAGCAGAAGGGACACCAAGACCACCGAGUCGCCCGCCAACAAAAAGUCCAAGACUUCCACUCCCAAGUCCGACAGCAAGAAGCCCGAGAAGAGAAAGGCCACCGAGGAUGCCACUCCCGUUGCCGCCAAGAAGCAAAAGGCUACCAAGGAUGCCGUAGCUGCCCCUUCGCCCAAGCCCACACCCAAGUCCGACAAGUCGACACCCAAGACCACCCCCAAGGAGGAGAAGAAGUCGACACAGAAGCCCGUAAAGGAGAACAAGAAGGAGAAGAAGGAGAAGCCGGCACAGAAGGAGAAGAAGACCAAGGAGCCAACACCCGAGCCCAAGGCGCAGGAGAAGGAGGACGACAACGAGGAGGAGGAGGAGGAGCUCGACGAGGAGACCCAGGCUCUUGUCGAGAACCUUGACGGCGACGACGAGGAGAAGAAGGACGACAAGCAGAUCAGCACUUUCAAGAAGGGCCAAGAUGUCGGCAAGAUUCCCAAGAAGAAGACCAAUGACGACAGCGCUACCAAGGGCAGCGGCAAGCGCGGUGUCAUGUACCUCGGUCGCAUCCCCCACGGUUUCUACGAGCACGAGAUUCGCGCCUACUUUGGCCAGUUCGGCGAGAUCACCAGACUCCGCGUUGUUCGCAACAAGAAGACCGGCGCCAGCCGUCACCGCGCUUUCGUCGAGUUCGCCGACGCCGAGGUCGCCGACAUUGCCGCCCGCACCAUGGACAAGUACCUUCUCUUCGGCCACAUCCUGACCGCCAAGGUCGUCCCUCAAGCGCAGGUGCACAAGGACCUCUUCAAGGGCGCCAACCGUCGCUUUAAGGUCAUCCCGUGGAACAAGAUGGCCGGCAAGCAGCUCGAGAAGGUCCUUCCCGAGUCGAAGUGGCAGGCUAAGAUCACCAAGGAGGAGCAGAGGCGGGCGGCCAGGGCUGCCAAGCUCGCCGAGAUGGACUACGAGUGGCAGGCGCCCCAGCUCAAGGCCGCCGAGGCCAAGGAGCCCGCGCUUCUGCCCGCUGCUGAGGAGGAGCCCGUCAAGGCCAUCGAGGCGCCGGCUGCGGAGGAGAAGAAGACGGAGGAGGAGAAGACUGAGCCUGAGGUUGCCGAGACCAAGGAGGAGGAGCCCAAGUCGACGAAAAAGCGGACCGCGGCCACUCCUAAGAAGGCUGCUGCCACUCCCAAGAAGGCCGCCGGCACCACCCCCAAGAAGGCGGCUGCUGCUGCUGCCACACCCAAGGCGGAAGCCACCACGCCUGCUAGGGCUACCCGCUCCACCCGGAAGACCAAGGCUUAG